Molecule: messenger RNA, 953 nt
Organism: Onthophagus taurus
Lineage: Eukaryota; Metazoa; Arthropoda; Insecta; Coleoptera; Scarabaeidae
Product: MKRN2 opposite strand protein
Source: RefSeq, a predicted model, not a curated record
ACCUGCACACUAUACACACGUUCUUUUGCCCUUUGAAAAGGAGCCGGUAGGACGCCAAUACGUCCCACAGGAAGUGGUACACUUCGGCGUUUCCAUAGCUACGCGUAAACAACAACCAGAAACAGGUACAAAUGUGUUUGACCGCACCGGGUACCCGACUUUCCAUCGUGAGACGAGACUCGUGCUGUUCGUGCUGCUCAGUCAACUUGAGUCAGUCAAUCUUUCGCAGGCAGAAAAUGGAUCCUGGUAUUGUGUGUUUUCAACAUUGUGGACCAAAAAUAUUUUGCUUCUCGUUACCUGAUAAUUGCCCAGUUUGUAGGUCUGAUUUAACCAAAGCUGAUUUUUCUUUAUUACCAUUUCGAGUACCUUAUCCUUUUGUUAGAGCAUCUCAACAUGCUUGUUCUGUUGUGAUAAAACCAACAUCAGGAGAUUUUUUGAAUGAUUAUUACAACUCAAUGGAUCUUCAUAUUGGUGUAACAACCUCAUCUGGUACUAUCGUAGAAUUUGAUAAAAACGGGCUUAGAAGGCAUAGAAGUACCCAUUGGGGGCAAUGUCUUUUACUGGGACAAGCGAGUACACCUUGGAUGGAACAUUGGGAUAACACCCUCCUACAAAUUUGUAAACAAAAAUGUUGGUUGGCGAGGAAUUACAGCGAAGAUAGACAUAAUUGUUACAGUUUCGUGCUUACAUUUCUACAAUCUUUAGAUUAUGGAAAUCUUAGUAAAGCCGCUUCGAGUAGAACAACUUUUUGCGAAAAGUUUAUCGUACCAAGAACAACAUCCGCUGGAAAAUAUAUAUCUUUGUAUCGAAAAUUAAAAGAUCAAGGGUUUUAUGUCCACAGACCAGUAAAAUUAGUUAAUGAGAAACAAAAAUAGAUCUUUUUAUGUAAUAUAAAAUAUUUUAGAUAAUUGUUCUUAUUUUAUGUAAAUAAUUAUUAAUUAAAUAAAGAUUUA